This is a messenger RNA of Radiomyces spectabilis, 4388 nucleotides long. RefSeq names its product P-loop containing nucleoside triphosphate hydrolase protein. Lineage: Eukaryota; Fungi; Mucoromycota; Mucoromycetes; Mucorales; Radiomycetaceae. The transcript is spliced from 12 exons. The coding region runs from base 187 to 4326 and encodes 1379 amino acids. Gene Ontology annotation, cellular component: intracellular anatomical structure. The record is from RefSeq and is a predicted model, not a curated record. Gene Ontology annotation, molecular function: ATP binding; protein binding; RNA binding.
AUCCAAUGUGCGAAAGUUGAGACGUAAACAUAUUAUAUGUCUUUGAGAACAACUGUGUCAAUGCCGUGGUAACGAACGAUCGGUUUCGGAUCGAUGCGCCGCCAGUCACACCAAGAAAGGCAACUUUGACGCAGCGAACAAAAAAAAAUACAUUGGCCCAGCGGGUUGCUGAUCAGAAAACCGAUCAUGUCGGGUAAGAAAUCAAAGAGCAAGGCUACGACUGCCAGCUCUUCCAGUAGUCCAUCGACGACUCCCGACAAGAAGCCGCAGGGCAAACGUCACAUUGUGCGAAGCGGCAAUGCUGGCAAUAGCAGUAAAUCGACGACGACCGAUGAUGCACCUGCAACCGAAAAAAAAUCCAUCUUUGGUAAUUGGACAGGCAAAACGCCUGUAUCGCUUCUGCACGAACAUUGCCAGAAACAAGGAUGGGAAAAGCCCAUUUUUGACAUGAUGAAACGGAAAGAAGGUUUCAUUGGCGCUGUCAAACUUGGCAAACGCAACAAGAAGACGGGGGAGAUUCAGACAGUGACAUUGAGUCCACCCGAUCCUUAUCUGCCGACGUCCGUCGAAGCCCGUCAUCUUGCUGCAACCUAUUGUCUUCACCGUAUCAACUCUCACAUGCCCAUGCAUCGUGUUCUUCCUCCCGACCAUCGCGACUAUUGGCAGCAUUUUGAACAGUUCAAAACCAAAAAUAAUCAAUGGCAAUAUUCGCCCGAUCCGUUUACCGCUCGUCCUCCACCCGCUCAAACGAAACCCGCCGUGGAUAGACGACCUGUGAAAGAGCAUGCCAGUGCUGCGGUUCCUAUGCCCGAACAGCCGCAAAAAAGUAUGUCCCACACCAUGAAGGAAAUGUCAGAAACGAAGCGCAAACAGCCUCAUCCUGUCAUGAGCGAGAAAAUGGAACAAUAUUGGCGAAGUCUGCCCGCCGUUCACAUGACGCAAGAAAACAGAGAUUUUGUCGAAAGAGUGAUCAAACGAUCCAAUUUGGUGUAUCAAACCCCUACCGAACCUUUGUCCACUGAUACUCAACGAAAGAUUAUUGAUACCCUGGUACAUAUGGGUUUCCGAAGAUCCCAUGCUGAAGAAGCACUUGAAUAUUGCAGUGACACUUCAUCUGCAUUGGAUUGGUUAUGUUUGCAUGUACCUGAGGAUGAUCUACCACCUACCUUUAUGAAUGCCAAUUAUAAUCCAACCAUGACCACGGUGUCGCACACAACACAGUCCUUGGGACGCGACUGGCUUAUCAAACGAAUGACAGCAAUGGGAUAUCCCAUGGAUAUAUGUGAAGAAGCAAUGCAAGAAACGAAUGAUGAUGACGGUAAAGCGUUGGAAAUCUUGCAAUGGCGAUUGUUGCACGGAGAUGAACCGCUGCCUGUGCCUGAGACGAUGGACGGUGAUAACGAGGAGGAAUUAAAGACCUUGCGACAGGAUGAAGCGGUGGUGCUUGCCUCCAUUUACGAAAAGCGGUUCGAAACGGAAGAAAAAGGCAAUCGUGUGUAUUACCGAAUUCGCAUGACGGCACGGACAUCCAGCUCGACAAAACAACGUCAACCUCUGAUCCUUGAGAUCAUGGUCCAUGAACGUUCGCUGUAUCCAUAUACCCUUCCUAUCUUUACUGUCGAAUGCGAAGACUUGCCGUCCUACCUGAAACUAGCCAUCAUCAAGGGGCUGGUCGAAGAAGGCGAAAACAACCUCGGAUCGCCUUUGGUGUAUAUGUGCGCCGAGUGGUUGCAAGAUCACGUCGAUGAAAUCAUUGCCAAUCCUCCCAAACUUCGAGCCGUGACCAAAAAUAUGACCACUUUACAUCACCGUAAACCCAAAAGAAAAAUGCUGCGUACGUUAAAGAAAUCCGGUCCUCGAGCCAAAGCGCUUGAAGAUCCCAACGGCAACGUAUCUAAACAACUCAAGUCAAAUUUGGAGGCCAUGCAUACUUCCUCCGAAUAUGCGAUACUUGGUCAAGUACGGGCCAAGUUACCUGCGGACCAGUUCAAGAAGCAGAUUGUGCAAAUGGUGUUGCAGCACCAGGUUACCAUUGUCAGUGGUGAAACCGGUUGUGGUAAAACAACCCAAGUGCCUCAAUUUAUCAUGGAUGAAGAAAUCACUCGACUUCGAGGAGGUUUAUGCAACAUUAUCUGUACCCAGCCCAGAAAAAUUUCUGCCAUUGGCGUCGCAGAGCGAGUGGCUGCUGAACGAUGCGAAAAGGUCGGUUUAUCCGUAGGUUAUGCCGUUCGUGGUGAAACCAAGGUAUCUGCCGAGACCCGGCUGCAAUUCUGCACCACUGGUGUGUUACUUCGACGGUUGCAAAGCGAUCCGACUUUGACCGGUAUCAGUCAUGUCAUUAUUGAUGAAGUCCACGAACGCUCAGUCGACAGUGAUUUUCUCCUGAUCAUUUUACGUCAAGUGCUAGAGAAGCGAAAAGAUCUCAAAGUGAUUCUCAUGAGUGCUACCGUCAAUCAGGAAUUGUUCUCCAACUAUUUCCAUGGCGCACCUUUUCUAUCCAUUCCUGGCUUUACACACCCCGUGGAAGAUUUCUAUCUUGAGGAUAUUAUCAACAUGACAAAUUUCAUGUCCAAAAUGCCAACACCAAAGCAAAAGGAAGAAGAUGCGGUUUCCAAGGAUAGUCAAUGGGCAAAUUGGCAAUUGGAUUUGCUAAACGAAGGCUACGACGAGCGCACGGUGAAGAUAUUGACACGGUAUCGGAAUCAAGAAAAGAUUGAUUAUGAUCUGGUGGCACACACUGUGAAACAUAUCGUGGAUAAUGAGACUGCCAAGAUCGAUGGCAAUGCCGAACCGGCUGUGCUUAUUUUCAUGCCUGGUGCAAUGGAGAUUAAGCGGUGUAUUGAAGCUUUGGAAGCAACGUUACCAUCCUCGGGUUCGUAUGCCAUUUUGCCUUUACAUGCCAACCUUUCCCCUCAGGAACAAACACGCGUGUUCCAACAGGUACCGCCCUCUGUACGGAAAAUUGUGGUAGCCACCAACGUUGCGGAAACCUCCAUCACUAUUGAAGGUGUUGUGUAUGUCAUCGAUGCGGGACGGGUCAAAGAGACCCAAUUCGAGGCGGCCAGCAGUAUGAUGCAUCUUGUGGAGACGUGGGCUUCCCGAGCAUCUUGCAAACAGCGACGUGGUCGUGCCGGUCGUACACGACCUGGUAAAUGUUUCAAGCUGUUUACGAGGGAUCUGGAAGCCAAAAAAAUGCGGGCCCAACAAGUGCCUGAAAUUUUGCGCACACCUUUGGAACAACUGUGUCUGCAAGUCAAGUCCAUGGGAGAACACGAUGUGAAAUCCUUCCUUCGCAAAGCCAUCGAUCCCCCAUCCAUUCAAGCUCUUAACAGCGCUGUGCAUGCGCUACAGGUGGUUGAAGCAAUUGACCAGACCGAACGGGGUAAUCUCACACCUUUGGGGCAUCACAUGGCUUCGAUUCCUGCUGAUCUACGUAUCAGCAAGAUGUUGAUUUUUGGUUCCAUUUUCAAAUGUCUUGAACCCAUAUCUAUUGUUGCUGCCAUCAUGUCGCUCAAGAGCCCGUUCACGUCACCUAUUGAUCGUCGAGAUGAAGCCAACGAAGCGAAGCAACAGUUUUUGUAUGGCAAGAGCGAUUGGCUUACGAGCAUGACCGCCUUCAAGGCGUGGGAAACCACGAUUAAAUCCAAAGGCAUGCGGGAAGCACGAUUAUUCUGUGAAGAGAAUUUCUUGUCGUUCCCCACAAUGGUGGAAAUCCAGUCAUUAAAGCGUCAAUACCUGGAUGCGGUAGAGGAUAUUGGGUUCUACCAUCGCAAAAACAAGGAAGAAUACAAUGUGAAUGCUGGCAAUAGCAAUUUGUUGAAAAGUAUUAUUUUUGCCGGUCUUAACCCGAACUUGGCCAAGAUCCGCAUGCCCGAAACAAAGUAUGAUCGCGUACUCGCCGGUGCCGUUGAGCGUGAAAAAGAAGCUCGAGAAAUCAAAUUUUAUACCAAAGACGACGGUCGCGUCUUUCUGCAUCCAUCAUCAACACUGUUCAGCAGCAACAAUUUUGGCGCUUCAUUCCUGACGUAUUAUUCUCGCGUAUCCACUUCCAAAAUAUUUAUUCGAGAUGGAACCGAAGUACCAUCCUACGCUGUAUUAUUUUUUGGAGGUCGUGUGGAUGUCGAUCAUAUGGGUCGCGGUGUCGUCGUAGGUGACGAUGGAUGGAUCAAAUUCCGUGCAUGGGCACGUAUUGGUGUCCUCGUCAACCAACUGAAGCGAUUACUCUCUGCAGAAUUGGAACUGAAAAUACAAAAUCCCAAUGAAGAUGCUUCCAAGAGCGAGGUGACCCAAGCCAUUAUCGCCCUUAUCACCAAAGAUGGAAUAUAGAACGGUUCCUCUUGUACAGAAGAAAAUAAAAUAGACAUAAUAGACUCAGUGAUUUACAAAAG